This is a messenger RNA of Pteronotus mesoamericanus, 1208 nucleotides long. RefSeq names its product dehydrogenase/reductase 9 (gene DHRS9). Bases 206 to 1165 code for a protein of 319 amino acids. The record is from RefSeq and is a predicted model, not a curated record. Gene Ontology annotation, molecular function: all-trans-retinol dehydrogenase (NAD+) activity. Gene Ontology annotation, biological process: steroid metabolic process; retinol metabolic process. The transcript is spliced from 5 exons. NCBI's taxonomy places the organism in Eukaryota, Metazoa, Chordata, Mammalia, Chiroptera, Mormoopidae. Gene Ontology annotation, cellular component: intracellular membrane-bounded organelle.
UCUCCAGAAGCCCGGGUACUUCCAUCCUGAGAGGAUCAGCAAGGUCAGAGUGGCAGCUCCCUUGCCCAGCACAGAGGACAGAUUGCAAUCAGCCCAGCGAGUCUGCAACAGCGUCUACACCCCAAUUCACCUUGGAAAAGAUAACAGGACAACAUCUUAUUCUAUUGUUCAAGAAAGAAGUGACCUUGUCGUGUACAGGAAAACAAUGCUGUUUUGGAUGUUAGCCCUCGUAAUCCUUUGGGGUAUUCUGUGGAAUUAUAAAAGACAACUAAAGAUUUCAGACAUCACUGAUAAGUAUAUUUUCAUUACUGGAUGUGACAAGGGCUUUGGAAACUUGGCAGCCAAAACUUUUGAUCAAAGAGGAUUUCGUGUAAUUGCUGCCUGUCUGACGGAAUCGGGAUCAACAGCUUUAAAGGCAGAAACCUCAGAGAGGCUUCACACUGUGCUUCUGGACGUAACCAACCCAGAGAACGUCAGGCAGACUGCCCAGUGGGUGAAAAACCACGUCGGGGAAAAAGGUCUCUGGGGUCUGAUCAAUAAUGCUGGCGUUCUCGGCGUGCUGGCUCCCACAGACUGGCUGACAGUGGAGCACUACAGAGAACCUAUAGAAGUGAACCUGUUUGGACUCAUCAAUGUGACAUUACAUAUGCUUCCCUUGGUCAAAAAAGCUCAAGGGAGGGUUAUCAAUGUCUCCAGCAUUGGUGGUCGUCUUGCAUUAGGCGGAGGAGGCUAUGCUCCAUCUAAAUAUGCAGUAGAAGGCUUCAAUGACUGCUUAAGACGAGACAUGAAAGCUUUUGGUGUGCAGGUCUCUUGCAUCGAACCAGGAUUUUUCAAAACAGAAUUAUCAGAUGUAAUAAAGUCGGCUGAAAAAAAACUAGCCAUUUGGAAGCAUCUAUCUCCAGAUAUCAAACAACAAUAUGGAGAAGGUUACAUUGAAAAAAGUCUGGACAAACUGAAGGUUACGAGGCUCUUUGUGAACUUGGACCUCUCCCUGGUGGUGGAGUGCAUGGACCACGCUCUCACCAGUCUCUUCCCUAAGACCCGUUACACUGUUGGAAAAGAUGCCAAAACUUUCUGGAUACCUCUGUCUCACAUGCCAGCAGUUUUGCAAGACUUUUUAUUGUUGAAACAGAAAGUGAAGCUGGCUAAUCCCAAGGCAGUAUGACUCAGUUGACCACAAAUGUCUGCCCCGGGCCGCAGGUUUGGCU